UCUCCGCGGACCAGACCGGCUGGGGGCUCCGCCCAGCCCGACGCCUGGUCCCUGGGCUCCAGCCCUCUCACAGCCACUCUUCCCCGGGCGCGAGUCAGCGGCUUUUCGGGGGCAGCGGGUCCGCGUCCAGGUCCAGGGUCUGCCAUUUUCAUUAGUCACUGGAGGUACCACAGUAAAGGAUAUUUGCUAUAUUUAAUAUUUUCCAGUUCAUAUUAUGGAGACACAGGGAGCAGCAAGAAUGGGUUCACAAAAAUACAUGAUGUUUUUAAAGGAAAUGUCCCAGUUAAUUUUGACUGAAAUGCCGAAAGCUAACUAUGACAGUUUGUUCAAUGACUUUGUUGAGUCAGAAUUUUUCCUGAUUGAUGGAGAUGCAUUGCUGAUCACAUGCUUCCUUGCACAGUCAUUCGAGCCGGGACAGAAUCUCCACUUCUUCUACCUGGUUGAGCGGUACCUUGUGGAUCUUAUCAGUAAAGGGGGACAGUUUGCCAUCGUUUUCUUCAAGGAUGCUGAGUACGCAUAUUUCAACUUCCCCGAACUUCUGCCUCUGAGGAGGGCUUUAAUUCUACACCUAGAGCACAAUACCACCGUCGACGUUCGAACAACUUUCUCUGGGUGCUUGUCGCAGGAGUGGCAGACUUUCUUGGAGGACAGUUACCCGUAUUUCCUGAUAGUGGCGGAUGAAGGCCUGAACCACCCCCAGACACACCUCUUCAACUUCUUAAUCAUUCAGUCUUGGGCGAUGAAGGUCAAUGCUGUGCUCUCCUCAGGCCAGGUGUCCGAUUUCCUUCGACUUUAUGCGUAUUUCAUGCCAAGCAAGCACAAGAACCAGAUGUUUUUCCAGAAGAAUAAGAAUAACAUUGAAAAUGCUUAUAAAACCCUGAUUAAGAAAUUGGAAGAAUGUCGAGUUUUAGCAUUGGGACAUCUUUUUGGAAAUUUUAAAUGGGAAAAUAUGAUGGAAGAGGCACGUGAAGUCAUGUCUCUGCUUAAGGAGCUGUGGCCGGAAGGGUCUGACAUUCGACGAGUUCUUUGUGUCACUUCAUGCUCGUUGUUCUUGAGUUUGUACCACAACGUCUUAGAGAACAGGUCGCAGACUCCCGCUGCUCAGAAAACUAACACCCAACAGGGGGAGCGCCGCGGCCCGGCCCUGAGGGAGGCGGAGGACCUGUGCAGGCUGUGCUGUCUCACUGCGGUUUUCCUGCUCCGCGCGCCUCUUCCCCAGAGAGCCCGCACCAGAGUCGUGGCUUCCCGCUGGACCGAGGAAAUUCAGACCGCCUUACAGAUGAAAAGCUGGUGUGACUAUUUCAUCCUAAGUAAUAUAAAUGUUUUUGAAUUUUGGAAUCUGAAUUUAACUCACCUUUCCGACUUAAGUGAUGAGCUUUUGUUGAAAAAUAUAGCAUUUUACUAUGAAGAAGAAAAUGUUCAAGGUCUACAUUUGAAUUUGGGAAAUGUCAUUACGAAGGAUUAUGAACACCUCUGGGAUACUGUAUCAAAAUUGGUCCGAAAGUUUGAUGUUGGAAAGCCAUUUCCUCUGAGAACAACAAAACUUCCUUUUCUUAAAAAGGCUCCAUCACCGAUCAAAGAUACCUUCAAGGAAAAGAUGCCUGAUUUGGGUUUUAUUCCAAUGUCAUGUCAGGUGGUGGAUAAGUUUGUUGGAGACAUUUUGAAAGAUUUGCCCUUCCUGCUGAGUGACGACCCUGCUGUAACUUCGCUGGUCAGACAGAAGGAAUUUGAUGAACUCGUGCACUGGCAUUCCCACAGACCCCUCAGUGAUGACUACGACAGGACAAAGUGUCAGUUCAAUGAAAAACUUAGAGAUCCUCAUUAUCUCAGAUCUGUGCAAAAGUAUCACGUUUUUCAGCGAUUUUAUGGGAAGUCACUAGAAUCAGUCUCUUCAAAACUUCUUGUAACUCAAGCCACCAAGCCCAAGAGGAAUUUCUGUGAACCCAAGAGCAAAAAGGCACAGGAGACCAAGGCUGAAAUAAUCACUAGAGAGAAUAAGAAGAGGUUACUUGCCAAGGAGGAGCAAAAAGAAGAGAAAAAAUGGGAUGUCCUGUCAUUUUCUAUUGAGGAAGAGAUGCAAGAGAAUUUGAGCUCUGGAAUAAAAAACCUGGAAGACUUUCUGAAAUCGUGUACAAGUAGCUCGGUGAAAUUUCGGGUAGAAAUGGUAGGCUUAAAGGCCUGCUUGAAAGCGUGGAAAGAGCAUUGCCGAGGGAAAGGUGAAACCACAAAAGAUAUAAGUAUAGCUGUUCAAAUGAUGAAGAGGAUCCACUCUGUGAUGGAAAAGUACCCAGAACUUUUGCAAGAGGCAGACCAACAACUCAUAGCCAGAUGCCUUAGGUAUUUAGGAUUUGAGGAGUUGGCAAGUUCUGUGCAUCCAUCCCAGGUCACAGGAAAUGACAUAAAAGAGAAGAAAAAGAAUAAAUACUCAGUUGGCAUUGGGCCAGUUCGGUUUCAGCUGCAGCACAUGGGCCAGUAUUUGGUACGAGAGGAGAGGAAAGACCCAGACCCCAGGGUUCAGGACUUUAUUCCUGACACUUGGCAGAGGGAGCUCCUGGAUGUCGUGGACAAUAAUGAGUCAGCAGUCAUCGUAGCCCCCACAUCCUCAGGGAAGACCCACGCCUCCUACUACUGCAUGGAGAAGGUGCUGCGAGAGAGCGAUGAGGGGGUGGUUGUGUACGUGGCCCCCACCAAGGCCCUUGUGAACCAAGUGGCAGCCACGGUUCAGAACCGUUUUAACAAAAGUCUGCCCAGUGGAGAAGCUCUGUGUGGGGUGUUCACAAGGGACUAUCGACACGACGCCCUCAACUCUCAGGUACUUGUCACUGUGCCUGCCUGCUUUGAAAUCCUGCUGCUGGCUCCUCAUCGCCAGGCGUGGGUGAAGAGGAUCAGAUACGUGAUAUUUGAUGAGGUCCACUGUCUUGGUGGAGAAAUCGGAGCAGAAGUCUGGGAGCAUCUUCUGGUCAUGAUCCGCUGUCCCUUCCUGGCUCUAUCAGCCACCAUAAGCAACCCCCAGCAUCUCACUGAGUGGCUUCAAUCAGUAAAACGGUACUGGAAACAAGCAGACAGUAUGAUGGCAAAGAACGCUGCCUCUCGGAGAAGCGCUGUUACCCGCACCGGUGUGCACAGAGACUACGCACUACCGAAGCAGUCUUACAAAGUGAGACUUGUGCUCUACGGGGAGAGGUACAAUGAUUUGGAGAAGCACGUAUGUUCGAUGAGAGAUGGUGGGAUUCAGUUCGACCAUUUUCACCCAUGUGCUGCGCUGACCACGGACCACAUUGAAAAGUAUGGAUUCCCUUCUGAUCUUAGCCUGUCACCUCGAGAAAUGAUCCAGCUUUAUGACACUAUGUCUCAGUUCUGGGAAGGCUGGCCCAGGGCUCAGGAGUUGUGUCCAGAGGAAUUCAUUCAUUUUAAGAAUAAAAUAGUCAUCACAAAGAUGGACACUAGGAAAUAUGAAGAGAGCCUCAAGGCAGAACUGACUGGCUGGGUGAAGAGCGGCCACGCCUGGGAGGCCAGAACAGUCCUGCGGAAUCUUCGUCCAGUUUCGGUUGUUAGUUCAGAAAACAUGGCAGAUCUGUUUCCACUUCUCGUUGAAAAGCUCAGCCAGAUGAAAAAGUUACCUGCACUAUUUUUUUUAUUUAAUUUAGGGGAUGUUGAGCAAAGGGCAGGAAGUGUGAAAACUUUCCUGGAGCAAAAGCAGCAGAUAAAAAGGCCCCCCAAGGCUGACAAGGAGGCCUAUGAUGUGGCCAAUAAACUUCGAAAAGUUAAAAAAUCCAUGGAGAAACAGAAGACAGUAGAUGGAAAAAGCCAGAAAACCCAGAAAAAUGGAUCAGAGCCUAAUCCAUGAUGCUGAAUAUGAUCAUCUGCUCAGGGUUCUUGAGAAGAACUUGGAGAUUCCUCAGGACUGUACCUAUGCUGACCAGAAGGCAAUAGACAAUGAGUCUUUGCAGAUGGUGUUUGAACGAGUGAAAUUCACAAGAAAAGGUGCAGAAUUGAAGGCUUUGGCAGGAAGGGGGAUUGGAUAUCACCACAGCUCUCUGAACGCCAAGGAAAAACAG
Vicugna pacos (alpaca) is the source of this 4058-nucleotide messenger RNA. The record is from RefSeq and is a predicted model, not a curated record. Lineage: Eukaryota; Metazoa; Chordata; Mammalia; Artiodactyla; Camelidae.